This is a messenger RNA of Melospiza melodia melodia, 3019 nucleotides long. Its product is annotated as junctional adhesion molecule-like. The coding region runs from base 1841 to 2698 and encodes 285 amino acids. Gene Ontology annotation, cellular component: plasma membrane. Lineage: Eukaryota; Metazoa; Chordata; Aves; Passeriformes; Passerellidae. The transcript is spliced from 7 exons. The record is from RefSeq and is a predicted model, not a curated record.
UCUGCACUUGGUUUCCCCUCUCUGUUGCACAUCCUGAUUUCUUGUUCUGCUUUUUGUUGUGUAAAAGUGACCAUCAAACCCAACCUGCCAAGAAACAUCCUGCAUAUGCAACCUCGAGAUGAUUUAGCAACUGGUUCAGAUACUCCGGGUUCAGACACUGAAUCAGCUGCUGCGGAACGUGCAAGACGAGCUGACCUUUCCAGGCCACUCUAGGUGAGUAAUUUUUGCUGUGGUAUUUAUUUCUGGAUGGUUCUUUUUCAUUUGUUUUUCGUGAGAAGAGAACCAGGGGAGCAGAAGUGCCAUGUGCAAAGGCAGGGGAUGUGGAUGCCACGUGCUGGCUGUGCCCCUUUUCCCCCAGCCUGAUUUGGAUGUGUCAGCACUGGCACACUCAGAGCAGCCUGGUGAGUGGGUGCUGGCUCCAGCUGGUGCCUCCCAGCACCCUCUCACUGCUGUGUGUCACAGGGGACACCCUGCAGAAAUGUGUUAUGUGUGUUCCCAGCCAGGAGCAGAAAUCCUGCACUAAACCAGGGCAAUGAACCCAGCAAAGGACCAGAAACCAGGGCAAUAAACCCAGCAAAGGACCAGAAUCCAGGGCAAUGAAUCCUCCUCAAAACCAGGGCAAUAAACCCAGCAAGGACCCGCUGGCAAACACCGCCCAGAGCCCCAGAGCUUUGGGAGGUUCUGGGCACAGAAAUCUCAGUUUUCUGCAGUGGAACAGGACUGGGUUUGAGCUGGCUGCUGUCCUGGCUGCUGCAGGGGGUGCAGCUCUGCAGGUUUGGCUCUGUCCUGGCUGUGCUGAGGGCUUGGGGCUGAGCAGGAGCUGUGUUCGUGGGUCGGCUGUGCAGCCAAGGGUGUCACCAUGGCAGAGCUGCACAGAGCACAGCAAACCACGCAUAGAGCCAGCCCCAGAGGGGUCCUGUGUUAGGAGAGGCAGAUGGCACAGGGUUCCAGAAGGCUUGCUGCCACUUCUCAGGAGUUUUUGUUUGUGGAAAGGGCGGGGUGAUGAAGGUACAAAGCUAGAGUGAUUUUCUCAGCCUAGAACUGAUCCAAGGGUCUGGGUCUGGAAUCCCUGGCUGAGGCUGGCCUGGAGAGCCUCAGCCUUGCACAGUGGAGCAAAAAGAGAGAAGCCACCAAAAUGCCAGAGAUGAUUCAGCUCUUGUCUUUCUAUUUCUAUUUCUAUUUCAUUUUUGCUGCAGUAUUGAAAAAUACCUGCUGGUAAUGGCAGCCCCAAAGUGCUGCAGCUUCACGUGAGGGCUCUCGGGGCAGGAGGGCUGCUCUCAGGAACCACUCAGCCUCAAACGAGGGGCCAGAGCUGGGAGUCAUGGAGCAGGGACAGGGAGCAGGGUGCUGACCCUGCCUCCCUUGGGACACUGCCUGGCACCUCCUGGGGUGGCAGCCAGUCCUUCCCUGGGCUGCAGGACAGGCCUGCAGAAAGGAGAAAUCAGCUUUGUUCUGAGAUGUGGAGCAGGUGCAGCUGGAGCAGAGACAGCACCCAGGGCAAGGGUUGGAUCUGGAGCAGGAGCUCUUGGUUUAGGACUCAGCUUCUGUGAUGACCACAGUAAAGGGCUGUGAACAUCUCAGCUCAGAUGUCAGAGCUCGACCCCCAAACCACCGGAAAGAUUCGUGACUUGAUUAGGUGAAGAGAUGAAGGGGCUGAGCCCUCUCCCCAGGCUCGCUCCUCCUUUCCAGGCUCAGAGUGGUCCCCCAAACCAGAGCCCUGUCUCUGCCUCUGUGCUGUGCUCAUUUCCAGCCUCCCAGAGCCUUCCUCUGACCCUGAGCUGGCUGCCAGCCCUUGGUGUCCUGCCCCAGGUGUCACCUGUGCUGUUCCUUGCAGAGGGAGAUGAAGGUGUUGCUGAGCCUGGCCCUGCUGCUGACAUGGCUGGGGCGAUGCUCGGGGGCUGCAGGGGUGUUCACGGAGCCCCAGCUCCGAGCUAGGGCCGGGGACUCCGUGCUGCUGCAGUGCCUCUUCCUGGACCCCGACAGCGCGGGAUGGACCCUGCACAAAGUGGACUGGCUGUACAGGGCAGGAGCUGGCACGCAGGAGGAGAUGGUGUUUUUUUACUACAGCAACCACGGCGUCCCCGCGGGCCGCUUCAAGCAGCGGGCGCAGUGGCGGGGGAACAUGUCCGGCUGGGACGGCUCCAUCCUGCUGCAGGACCUGCGCCUCAACGACAGCGGCACCUACGAGUGCGAGCUGCGCCUGCUGGAGGCCAGCAGCGUCUUCAGGAGCCGCACGGUGCUGCUCGUCAGCCCCGCGGUGCCCAGAGGUGCCGAGGAUGCGGCGCCCCCGAGGGACUCCGGGUUCUGGCCGGCCGUGGUGGGCUGUGGCUGCGUGGCCGUGGUGGUGGCGUUCCUGGCCGGGCUGUGCGUGAGGAAGAGGUUUGCGACCGUCUCGGCCCUGGAGAGGAUGGGCAACAGCACCAACAAGGGCAAAGUAGAGGAAGCAAUUUACACCUCCAUCCCCGGGGCUGAGGUGCCCAAGGCUGAGCAGGAGGCGAAGAAGAAGAGGAGAGCUGAGGACACGUACAUAACCAUGCACCCGUCUCACUGCCGCGACAACGGCGUCUAUGUGGAGCUGGCCAAGAGAGCCAUCCCGUCAGAGUGGAUGGCAGAGGGCACCCAGGGGCAUGGGCAGGGCCAGGAGCCCCUCAGCAGGCCGGAGGAGGCACCUCCCCAGCCCCCAGAGCAGCAGAAGUAGCUGUGCUGUGGAUGCAGCCCCGUUCCAGGUGUGCCCGACACACCCUUGUCCCUGUGAGGACUGAGAACUGGUGCCACACCGCUGUGUGCCCCGUGCCAGGGCACUGCUGGGCACGGCCCACCCCAGCUGUGUGCAGGGCACCAGGGGACACCUGUCCCUGUGGCUCUUGGGACUCCAGAGAGUGGGCACAGCCUCACGCUCCGGCUCUGAUCCCGGCCCAGGGUGAGCAUCCCCGAGGGGCAGAGGCAGCAGGAGCUGUCACCGCGUUUUUCUGUACAUAAUAAAUCUCAGGGAGUCUUCCCUGAUGCUGUCUUCGUUUUA